Messenger RNA from Maudiozyma barnettii, 1200 nucleotides. RefSeq lists its product as uncharacterized. Gene Ontology annotation, molecular function: FMN binding; L-lactate dehydrogenase (cytochrome) activity. Gene Ontology annotation, biological process: lactate metabolic process. The record is from RefSeq and is a predicted model, not a curated record. Lineage: Eukaryota; Fungi; Ascomycota; Saccharomycetes; Saccharomycetales; Saccharomycetaceae. The transcript has a single exon. Bases 1 to 1200 code for a protein of 399 amino acids.
AUGUCAUCUUCUACUACAAGUAUACCACCCUUAGAGUCUGUCUUCAAUUUGAACGAAUUUGAAGUCAUCGCUUCAAAGAUUCUUCCAGAAAAAGUAUAUGCUUAUUAUGCUUGUUCUGCAGAUGAUGAAGUAUCAUAUAGACAAAAUCAUCAUUCUUAUCAAAAGAUAUAUUUUAGACCAAAAAUUUUAGUAGAUGUCACCGAUAUUGAUUUAACCACAGAAAUGUUCGGCAGAAAAUUUAAAUUCCCAUUCUAUGUGAGUGCUACUGCUUUAUGUGGUCUAGGAAAUCCAGAAGGUGGUGAAGUGAGUAUUGUGAAAGCAUGUGCCCAUGAAGAAUUCUGUAUACCGCAAAUGAUCUCUACUUUCUCUUCAAAUUCUUUGGAGGACAUCGUUGCAGCUAAGAGUAAUAGUGCUCAAGAACAAUGGUUUCAAUUGUAUGUUAAUGGUGAUAGAACAAUCACAAAAGAUUUGAUUCUAAAAGCAGAAAAAUUAGGUGUCAACGCUUUGUUUGUCACAGUGGAUGCGGCACAACCUGGUAAUAGAGAACGUGAUUUAAGAUUUAAAUUCUCGAAUAGUGAUAAGAAAAAGGGACCAAACGUUAUGAAACAAGGUCAAACAGCUAAUGGUACUUCAGGUGCGUUGUCAAAAUUGAUUGAUACAGCUUUAACUUGGAAAGAUAUUGAAAACUUCAAAAUUUAUACAAAUUUGCCAAUUGUCUUGAAGGGUGUCCAGAGAGUUGAUGAUAUAAUUAAAGCUGCAGAGAUUGGAUGUAGUGGCGUGGUAUUAUCUAACCAUGGUGGGAGACAAUUAGAUUUCUCCGUGCCACCUGUAGAGGUUCUAGCCGAGGCGAUGCCAACUUUAAGAAGCCGUGGCUUGGAUAAAAACUUUAACGUCUUCAUUGAUGGUGGUAUUCGUCGUGGUACAGAUGUGUUAAAGGCUCUAUGUUUAGGAGCAACGGGUGUUGGUAUUGCCUCACCUUUCCUAUAUGCAAACUCGUUAUAUGGUACAGAAGGUGUAGAGAAAGCAUUCGAUCUAUUGGUUAAAGAAUUGAUCUUGUCGAUGAGAUUAUUAGGGGUAACAGACAUUUCUCAAUUAAAUCCAGACCUAUUGGAUUUAAGAGGGUUAUAUGAUAGAUCUUUACCCUCUAAUUAUCCUUUCCAUCAUCACGAUACCACUUACGAAACAAAUGCUAAAUAUUAA